Myiozetetes cayanensis is the source of this 8731-nucleotide messenger RNA. It is a transcript of the gene GCC2, whose product is annotated as GRIP and coiled-coil domain containing 2. Gene Ontology annotation, biological process: late endosome to Golgi transport. The record is from RefSeq and is a predicted model, not a curated record. The coding region runs from base 26 to 5185 and encodes 1719 amino acids. NCBI's taxonomy places the organism in Eukaryota, Metazoa, Chordata, Aves, Passeriformes, Tyrannidae. Gene Ontology annotation, cellular component: Golgi apparatus. The transcript has 23 exons.
GGAGCCGCGUUCCCGGCGUGCCGGGAUGACGGAGGCGGAAGCGGGCCGGGGAGGAUGUAGCGGCGCUGACAGGGGCUGCGGCGCCGCGACCUGCCCGCCCCUGCCGCCGGCCGGCCCCGCCAUGGAGGUUCAAGAUGCUGGGCAGGAUAUGGUGGCAUCUUCUGGCACACCAGGAUCAGGCAAAUCAAAGCUGGACACAUUGCCCAAAGAAGACCUCAUUAAGUUUGCAAAAAAGCAAAUGAUGCUUAUACAGAAAGUGAAGUCGAGAUGUACAGAACUGGAGAAAGAGAUUGAAGAACUCAGAUCUAAAGCAGCUACUGCAGGAGCUGAUGAUAUUAUUCAGGCUCUCACAGAAAGACUGGACGUUGUACUUCUGGAAAAAGCUGAAAGUCAGCAGCAAUGCAUAGCUCUGAGAAAAGAAAAUACUCAAAUAAAGCAAGAAGGGGAGGCUGCAGUGGCUAAGACAGAAGAAUUGCAGAAGCUACUGGAACAAUCAAGUAUUGACUCUCUGGAAGAAAUAAAAGCUUUGAAGUGUGAAUUAGCAAAUGCACAAUGCAAGCACAAUGAGGAUUUGAAAAAGCUGAAAAUGGAAUUAGAUGAACAAGUGAAAAAACAAAUGGAGCUGAUGGAACAGGUUGAACGUCAUAGUGAGAGUCAAAAAGAAGUUACAAGAUUACAAGAUGAUGUCCAGAGAAUUAAAUCUACUUAUGAGGAGCAAAUUUUGUGUCUGAGCAAACAGUUGGAAACUGUGAGUGAAGACAAAACCAAAGAAGUAACAAAUCUGCAAGAAACUAUUAAAAACAACUCUCAGUGUUACCAUAAUGAAAUCAAAAAUAUGAAUGAAGAGCUUGAAAAAUUAAAAAUUGCCCAUCAGGAAGAGGUGUCAGAAUUGAUGCAUCGGAUUGAAAUAUCAUCUAGAGAAAAUGAAGAAAAGCAAAAUCAAAUAAAUGAGUUGCAGCACAGUUUGGCAGAGAAAAAUGCAAAGGAUGAAAUGCAUGCUCAUACCGAUCAGCGUGAAUACGACUUGGAGCAGCUGAGAGAAGUCUUAAAUAAAAAUGUAGAAAACAGGAUAGAUGUUGCAGAUACACCAGAAGAACCUUGUGUAGAAGCGAAAAUGGAAGCAAAGGUUAGGUACCUGGAGCAUAGUUUAGAAGAACUCCAGUCCCAACAUAGUAUAUUAAAAGAUGAGUUAACGUACAUGAGCAAUGUCAAACUAAAGCUGGAAGAGGAAAUCCAUCGCAUAAAGGAGGAGUACUUUCAUGAGAGGGAAGAUCUGGAUUUUAAGAUAAAUGAAUUGCAGCUUACUAAAGAAGAUUACUGCAGUGUAAUUGAAAAACUAAAAUUGGAGCUUCAAGAAGCAAGACAGCGCUAUGAAUCUGCUGUAAAAGAGCAUAAAUUAGAGAUUCAAACUCUGAAAGAGCAACACAAGACAGAAAUUUCUGAAUUAAAUGAAACUUUAUUAUCUGGUUUUGAAAAAGAAAAUAAGGUAUUAGUUUUUGAAAUACAGGAGCUUAGAGAACAGCUUGAAAAGCUAACUCAGGAGAAAGAAGAAGCAGUGUCCAAUUACAACAGCCUGAGAGAAACAAUGGAAACUCUCCAGGCUGAGCUGGGCGAAUCUGCUGGAAAGAUCAGCCAGGAGUUUGAAUCAAUGAAACAACAGCAAGCUUCUGAUGUCAGUCAACUGCAACAGAAACUCCGAGCUGCUUUCAAUGAAAGGGAUGUUCUUCGUGAAACUGUAAAUCGUCUCCAGGAAGAAAUAGAAAAACUACCAUCUAAGCAGCUAGAGGUAGAAGAACUUAAAUGCAAAAUUGUUAGUCUUCAGGAGGACAAUAAUGCAAUAACAAGCUCCAUCAACCAAAAAGAGAUUACUGUAAAAGAACUGGAAGAGAAGGUUGUUGCUCUGACUGAUCAAAACAAGGAUAUUUUAAAUGAUGUGAAAUGCUUGGGUGAAGAGAGAGAAACGCUUCAAGAAAGGUGCAAGCAAGAACAAGUUAAAAUUCAGGAACUUCAGCAAGAAGUAGAUGUUGCUAACCAGCACAAUAAUGACCUGACAAAAAAGGUAGAGGAAUUAACAGAGAGACUGAAUGAAGCUUUAACUACAAAGACUGAAAAUGCUCAAAUGCUAGAGCAACUGGAAAAACAGAUUGAAUCUCUGGUACAUGAUAGAGAGCGGCUUUCAUCUGAAGUGUAUACUCUUCAUGAGGAAAAUAAGAAAAUAAUUCAGGAAAAAGGUGAAUUAAGUGAAGAGCUGGGAAAGAUUACAUGUGAAAAAGAUGGUUGGUUAGUGUUGAAAGAGCAGUCUGAAAACUUAGAAAAGAAACUACAAAUGAUGACUGCAGAAAAAGACCAUAUAUCAACAUUACUUGAAAAUGAACAAAGGCAUACAUCCCUUGUAAGAACUCAACUGUACCAUCUACUUGAACAAGUGGGGUCCAGCAUUUCAGAUUCUAAUGAAGAAUAUGAUUCUCUUAACUUGUUAAAAAUUGCAAAUGAAUGCUUGUCAAAAAUUAAAGAAGAGCAGUGCCUUGCUCAGCAAAAUGAGGAGGAAGUAAUUCAUUUACGGCGGGAAGUUGAGAGACUAGAGGAAGAAAAUGCUGCUCAAUAUAGAGAACACAGAUCCCUGAUUCAGGAUUUUGAAAAAGAAAAGGCUCUCUUGAGAGAGGAACUGCAAGGAGUGUUGUCUGAAAAAGAAGCUCUUCAGCAUGAUAUUCAGGAGCUGAAGAAUGCCAGUGAGAAAACAAGGAUUGAAAAUCAAGAUCUUUUAGCUAGUAUUGAAGAGGUCACUCAAAAACUUGCUUUUUAUGAAAGUCCAGUACAAGAACAGGAAAAAGGAUCAGAGAAACAAGACGACUUAAGUUUCAUUCUGGAACAAAAGGAAACUGAACUUAGAAAUGUGAAAGACGAACUGAGUUCUCUAAAGAAUUUAAUGGAGAGAAUGACUGAGAAAACUGAUCAACAGUCUUCAGUAGCAGAGCUUCAAGAAAAAAUUGGGAGGCUGGAAAAAGAAUCUGCAGAAAAAGGAGAGAAGCUAAACAAAAUUAAGGUUGUUGCUGUGAAAGCAAAGAAAGAAUUAGAUGCCAGCCGAAAAGAGAUGCAAGCUCUGAAAGAAGAAUUGGAGUUGGUUCGAUCAGAAAAAGAUCAGUUGUCUGCUUCAAUGAAAGAAGUAAUUCAAGGAGCUGAAAGCUAUAAGAAUCUUUUGAUGGAAUAUGAUAAGCAAGGAGAACAGCUGGAUUCUGAAAAAGGCAGAGCAAAUAAUCUUGAACGUCAGAUAGAUGACCUCUCAAGACAGCUACAGGUGUCAUCCCAGCAGCAUGAUCAAUUACGCUCUGCUAACGAAGACCUCCUGGCUCGUGUUGAAACACUGCAAAAUAAUGCUAAGCUGCUGGAGACUCAGAUACUGGAGAUGCAAAAAGCCAAGGCAAAGGCUGACAAAGAACUAGAAGCUGAAAGGCUUUUAAAAGAACAGAAAACAAAGGAACAUAGUGGUGCUCUCCGAGAAAUGGAGGAGCUUCAGAUGCAACUUCAGAAGGAAAAGAAGCUUCUGCAGAAAACUAUGCUAGAACUAGAGCUGGCCAGAAAGGAUGCUCAGAAGAGUACACUGAUGGAUAUGGAAAUAGCUGAUUAUGAAAGGCUGGUAAAAGAACUUAAUCAGAAGAUUACUGAUAAAGACAGCAAAAUAGAAGAUCUUGAGCAAGAAACAAGUAUUCAGAAACAGAAGCAAGAGACUCUACAGGAAGAAAUAAAAUUCCUUCAGUCAACUAUGCAACAGGAUGAGGAAAGAAAUGCCAAGAUAAAACAACUCCUGGUAAAAACCAAAAAAGAACUGGCUGAUUCAAAACAAGCUGAAAAUGAUCAUCUAAUGUUGCAGGAAUCAUUAAAAGGGGAACUGGAAGCCAGUCAACAGCAAGUGGAAGCCUAUAAGAUUCAAGUGGCUGUUCUGACAUCAGAAAAGCACAAAGUUCAGGAACAGCUGCGAACGUCUUCGGAGCAACACCAGCGUAUGAUGAGUGCUUGCCAGCAAAAAAUUGCAACCCUGCAAGAAGAGUGCAGAGCAGCCCAGGCUGAACAAGCAUCUGUUACGUCGGAAUUUGAGAGCUACAAAGUCCGUGUUCAUAAUGUUCUAAAACAGCAAAAGAAUAAAUCUGCUUCUCGGACAGAGUCUGAAGGAGCCAAACAAGAGAGAGAACAGUUGGAAAUGGUGAUAGAUCAACUUAAAGUUAAGCUGCAAGACGCUCAGCACAACUCACAGAUGAAUGCAUCUGAACUCCAGGCACUGCAGUCUGAACACGACACCCUGCUGGAAAGACACAAUAAGAUGCUGCAAGAGACUGUUGCAAAAGAAGCAGAACUCCGUGAAAAACUCUGCACAAUACAGUCUGAGAACAUGGUCAUGAAAACAGAACAUGCGCAAAUGUUGAGUCAGCUGACGGCCCAGAAUGAAGCUCUCCGGAACAAUUUCAGAGAUCAAGUCAGGAACCUGCAAGAGGAGCACAGGAAAACAGUAGAGACACUUCAGCAGCAACUCUCCAGAGUAGAAGCUCAGCUCUUCCAACUCAAGAGUGAACCAAGUACUAGAGGUCCAGCUGUUUCAAAUCCAGGAACGAAGAACUUGAGAGAACGGAGAAACACUGACCUUCCUGUCCUCGAUGUGCACACUGUAGCUAGGGAAGAGGGAGAAGGUAUGGAAACAACGGACACAGAGUCUGUGUCUUCAGCCAGCACCUAUGUACAAUCCUUGGAACAACUUCUGAACUCAUCAGAAGCAAAACCUGAACCAUCUCAGUGGCAAGCAGAACUCACCAAGGAUGAACUGAUUCAGAAACUAAACACAACAGCAAAGAGUGCUGAUCACUUGAAUGAAUUACUUCGUGAAUCAGAAGCAACCAAUGCAAUCCUAAUGGAACAAAUAAAGCUUCUUAAGAAUGAAAUAAGAAGACUGGAGAGAAAUCAAGAGAGAGAAAAGUCUGUGGCUAAUUUAGAAUACUUGAAGAAUGUUCUAUUGCAGUUCAUAUUUCUAAAAUCAGGAAGUGAGAAAGAGCGGCUGCUCCCAGUAAUAGACACCAUGUUGCAGCUCAGCCCUGAAGAGAAGGGGAAGCUGGUUGCAAUUGCCCAAGGUGAGGAAGAGAGUACCUCAAGGCCCUCUGGGUGGGCUUCGUACCUCCACAGCUGGUCAGGACUUCGAUAAAACAGUGGAAACACUGAAUCUUUAAACACAUUCCACAACUGCAAAAAAAGAGAAAUCUUACUGUAGAAAAUCUGUUGGUGUUGUAGUGUUGAACUACAGGUUUUUAUUUUUGUGUGUUACUUUCAGUUUUCUAGGCUCUUCUAAGAAAGAAGCCCACAGUAGCCCUGAAAGAUGGUUCUACAUUAUGCUCUGGCAACAGUGAACCAUUUUUCUUGUAAAUGUUAAGGCUGAUGAUAAGAACUAUGAGAAAUGACAAAUUAAUUACAAAUUGCCUGGAAACAGAAUUUGACAAACCUGUAAUGGCUCUUUUGAUAUCAGUUUAAAAACUUGAUCUAAUAUAUGAACUGGAAUAACUAGACUUUAGAUUUAAAGCAUUUUAAAGGGUUUACAGUUGCUUUCACGUAUUGUUGUCAGCUAACUAAUCUAUAUGGUUAGUGUUACACUCUGCAUGUUUCAGAAAUUUAAAAUUAUUUCCUCACUGGUGAUGGUUACAAAAUGGAAGAUAAUUAAGAAACAGAAAGGGCAUUUUCUGAACUAAAGUUUUAGUCUGUGUUAAUUUUUUUUUUUUUUUGCAAAAGCUAGAUUGAAAUAUCAAGGCGAUGGUUCACAAAAUGUAGCAAGUGCAUAAAUCUCUAUGAUAUACAGUGCUUGGCUCACCUGAGCAUGGUAUUGCAGUAGAGAUUAAUGACAUUUAUGGAGGUCUUAGGGUAUACUCCAAGACUCAGAGAUCUUAAGUCAGCUGAAGCUUUUGGAAAAAGGGCUUAAGCUAUGGCUUUUUAACCUGAACUUGGAAGUUUGUGGAAAAGACCGGGAAGAAAUGGUCCAUUACUAUAGCGAUGUCUGUACUUACAUGAAAAGACUACCCAUACUGACUUAGUCAUAUUGAAGACACUAAAGAAAGAAUCUGAAUCCAUAGGUCAGAUUUCUAGCAUUAACUUCUAAGAGAACAGGAUGGAGCUUUUAUCAAUAGAUGCCUUUUUUGAAUGGUCUGAUGACUGAAGGUAUUACACCCUUCUCUCACUUAUCUGUGUGUCCACAUUAUUCACACAGAUCUUUUGCACAGAUGAGAUAAUCUCUGUUUUGGGUUACUCAACAGAAUGUUAUGGUUUUUUCUGAGAAAAAUAAAUCUUUACCAUCUCUACUUCUCUUAUCAACACAGCACCUUUUUUUACUUUCAGUUCUCUUCUCCCCUUUACAGUCCAUACUACCUUUCACCAUCUUAAUUUAUUUGUAAGUUAUUAAAAUUCAUACACGUGUUUAAAUUCUGUUUGCAUCUCAACCAGAGUCUUUCCAUACUUUUCACUCAUAUUUUCGUGCUCUCUGUGCUGUUUUACAGAGAAUCAUUUCCUGGUACACAUACCAAUACUAAAUAGCAUUCUUCCUUUCCUACCUUAGUUGAGGCUUUGAGGAAAUGAUGCUUGUUCCUUUAAUAUUGCCUUAUUUGGGGCUGAGAUUAAUCUGGACAUAUGAACAGCAGAAAGUCAACGCGUUGAGAAUAAACUGUUCAGUAGUCUACUUUUGGUUUAAUUUUUUUUUUAAUUUUUUUAAUUUUUUUUAAUUUUUUUUUUUUUUUUUUUUUACUUCCCCUCCAAUAUGUGUUUUAACUGGAAUCUUUCUGGUUUGUGCUACCGGGGAAAACAUCCUCUGUGGACUUUCAGAUCACAGAACUGAUGAUAAGUGGUAGUGUUAGGGAUGUCUCUAAGUAUCAAACAUGAGGUUACGCUUAGGCUUUCUUGUAUUAGCCUUUGGAAGGAUUUACCGUAUCUUUAGCAUUCACAAUUUGCACCAAAUCUCAGAUGUUGAGUUCUAACUCUAUUCACAGCUGGGUUUGAUUAAUGUCACUCAAAAGAAUGCCAAAACACAGUGAGGGGAGAGAUUUGAAAUAUGUAUAAAAAGAAGUGCAAGUCGUUCUCCUGCUGUGAUUUCAACAAUGGAAGCACAUGAGUAGAAGAGUACAGCUUUUUCUUACUUAGUUCACACUCCAUUUGCAGCUGACCUGAUUUAGUCUCUGCUAUUGCUGAAGACCUGUGACAAGUUCCUCUUAAAAUGCACAUAUUUCAGAUCUGUAAAUUAUUUAACAUUGUAAGCUGUGAAUAAAUGUAUGCGAGUAACUUAUAUCACUGGCUGUAUUAAAUACUGGUUGCUUAUUGACUUCUUUCAAGUGUGAGUUGCAUGCUCACUGGUUUUAGUAAAACUUGAGUACUGUACUUAUGAAUGUAGUGAACAACUUGCAUUACCUUUUUUUUGUUUUAAAUGGAAGAUUGAGAUAUUAAUGUAAAAGUAUUUUAAUAGCUGUUACUAAACUGUGUUCUAUUGCUAAGAUUGACAGGACUUACCUUUGUGGUAAGCAAAUACAUCAGAGUUUAAUAGACAUUUGCAGUAAAUGGCAUAGAAGAAUGUGAACUGGAAGCAGGAUUAUUUUGCAUAGAAAACUUUUUAUAUGUCAUAUAUUUGCAUUUGUAAUUUACAGCAUUGUAGCUGUGAUUUGCUUUCAAAAAGCAGUUUGAAGUUUUAAGUAGUACUGCUGCUUCUUGAUAUUCUGUGGUGCUCAUUUUCUGGAAGAGCACUGUGCUAACUUUGCUUUCUGGUUCUUUUUGUUUUCUUUACAGUGCCGUGUUUGUUAGAAUGUUUCCUAGAAAAUGUCACCCUUGCCCAAAGAGUUUAUAAGCUUAGGACCAAUUUUUAUCUUCUAUCAGCCCGCCUUCAGCCCAAACCUAAGGAGGGCAUAAUAAUAGUAAUAAUAAGGAUUCUGCUGUCACUAUACAGAGUAUAUUUAUUAAUUAAAAACCAAAAAUGGGAGUAAUUCAGAAUUCUCAGACCUGCAUGUGCACUGUGGCUGAAUUUUUAACUUCCUAAUGCUAUCUUAGAAACAGGUUGUAUACCUUUCAUAUUCCCUUUAGCCAGGAGGGAGACUCAUCUGUGCAAGCAAAAGUGCUCCAGUUAAAAGAGCUUGAAGGAAGACCAGAGCUUGUCAGGCUGUUGUGUAGAUGUGGCCAGUUGUAGUUGGGGUUCAGGAUGGCCAGAGGGAACCCAUGUUAGAAAUUAUACACGGGAAAAUAGAGUUGCUUUUUUCUUUUGUGACCCUCCCUGCCCAAAGUACAGCUGUGAGAAUACAGGGUUAGAUAAUUUUCUAUAUUUACAUUUUCCCUUGGCUAUCUCCCUCCAUCCCUUUGCUUUGAUAGCAGAUGAUGUAUCACGAAAUUGUGGAGGAAUGCUUAAAAACUCUCCUUAGUUUGUACUAAGUGGCUUUGAACCACCUGUGCUUCAUUUGACUUAUGCCUUGGCUUCACCCAGUACACCAAUACUUCCUCAACUACCUGCUACUUCUAUUAUUACUGGUACUAUAAAAAUAUCUCCCUUAGGAGCCUUGUGAAUAGCAGUCACCACCCAUAAGCUGAGAAACCAAAUAUAUGAAGAGGUUAAAAUAUAUUUGUUGUAGUAAUUUCAGAGCUGCUAGUCUGGAUAGAUAAGUGUUUUGGUUGGAAAUAAUGUUUUUGAUGGCCUUUUCAUGUGGCUGUCGCUUCAAUAAAAUUCAUCUUUACUCAA